AUGAAGUACUGCGCGAACUGUUGGUGUUACGUGUGCGAUUUGAAAGCGCCGUGUACGCAUUGGGCGCAGCAUUGCGGCGCUUAUCCGUGCUAUAAAUGGGACGAAGCGAGACGAAGAAAGUUGGCCGGAUUGCCGCAGGCACCUGGGAAUGUCCCGCCGCCGGAGCCGCGGGGGUUUGGUUUUGGGGGGGCAGGCUUUGAUGAUGGCGCGAGGAGGUUAGUAGUCCAUGGGGUUCAUGUGAAUCAUCUUGCUCAGAUCAACGCGUUUGCGUCAAAUAGAGAUAUGGACGAACUGAGAGUUUUGUGCCCCGAGGGACAUCACGACUUGUAUAGAAUCAGGAAUAAAUGCGAGCAACUGUUCCUUCUACUCCAAUACGAUGGACUCGGAAAGAAUCGAUAUGCUGUCAUUACUCGGAAAUCGUAUGAAUUAUCGCACGAUGGACGUUUUCUCAGUGGAUCACAAAAUGGACAAACUCGUAAUGCAACAUCGGAACAAGUUCUGCGGAGACUGAAGGAGAAGGACAAUGGCAAUUGGGUUUACUUCCCGACGAGUCCUCAAUUCCAAGCGGCGUGGAAAGGCGCCUUGGGAGGGGGGAAUCUCGGCGUCAGUUGGUGGGGAAUUGGAUAUUACAAGCUGAACGCACCGGAGCAGAUUUACAGUGGACACUUUCAAAAGUACGACGAUAUCCCGGAAGAUCGCUUCCCGAGAAGCGCAGACGACUUCGAUGACUAUCAAAAAGUCUUUGCACAAGUUCAGGCUUUGGUGGGAGGUGCGCCGCAGCAAGUUGCGAAUAGGGACAAACCUACGACGUUAAUUCAGCACAUCGCGCGAGUAAAAAUCACUGAAGCAUCUGAUUACAACGACAAGACCAAAGUAUACGAAGUACUCGCCGCCCGCGCGUGUAUGCGACUUGUUCACAAAAACGAAUCUGCGUACAAGAAUCGCAUCGGCGAAGAGCCAGACGGCUUAAUAUCGUACGUGUAUCCUCCGGUGAAAGUACAAUUACCUGAUCCAGCCGGAAUCGCAGAAGCCUUUAAAAUUGGCACCGUCUCGAUCCCAGUUCGCGCAUCCAAAGCGCGCGGAGAGGAGUUUACGGAGGAACGCAUCGCGGAGGAAUUGGCUAAAGCACCGCACGGUCAUCGAUUCAUUGAUAAAGAACGGUGUGAAAAUCACCAAAGGUUCGGAACAGAUGUAGACUUGACCAAUUUGUUUAAUUACAAACCAGACGCCGUCUAUUUGACAUCGCGAAGCGCUAGUGCGAACAGGCAUCACUUCAAGCCGUUUUUGGAGGCGAUGCCUAUUUUCUUGGAGGGAGACCCAAAGCCGCGAUCGAAAGUUCCUAUGCGCAUCUUAUUUGUCGAUGCCAGAAACGCGAAGGCGGAGUGGACGAUAUGUGACGUGAAAAAUAGCGAUAAAGUGACGAACGUUAUCGAGGAUUUAGAAGAACGAUACGAGCUGAACGAGAACGAACAGAUCGUUUUAGCAACCGUGAAGUAUAGGCCGGAGAUUGUCACCCAAGUGCCGUUCGAUAGAUAUUAUAUGAAUAACCCUCACCAUCAAGCCGGAGCCAUUUCGGAUGUUACGGGAAUUCACAACACGGAGGUAGAAAGAGAAAGACGCGCGUCUACGCUGCCAAACUAUUAUCGUCCAUUUUCGAGAACAGGAAACGAUCGCAAGGACAAUGUGGAAAAAAUUCUGGUGGCUUACAAGACGAAGAGGGCUGAAAGUUUCUGCAUCGUGCACCCGAUGUUGAAGAAAACGUUCAAGCAGCGAAUAUUGCCGUGGCAGGAACACAUGAACAGUAAAAGCGAAAUCAUCGACGAGGACGAUUUGAAGAAGGUUAAAGAAUUGGAAAACGGCGAUUAUUUACAACCGUGUUCGAUUCCGAUCAUCAUCGACGCGGAAGGCGCUGCGACGCAAAACAACAACAAAAAACAGUUUUUACGAAAAGUUCGCGCGGGCGAAAAGUAUGGUGACCCGAAAAAUAUAAACGAAUACAUUCGCACUUGUGCCAGGCACAUACAUGAUUGGGACGAAAUUGAGUUUCCAUCGAGUUUUACGAGUGAACAACGAAAAAACGUUCACGUGAGCGUUCAGCGUCUGAGCGUUCAGCGCAAUUCAGUUCUCAUCUCCACGAUGUCGCGCACGAUUGGGAACGAAAGAAUGGUUUACUUAGUGAAAGGAAAGGACGCGAAUGUGUCCAAAUUCGGCGGUAUUGACGUAAGUACUUUGCUCAGACAAAACACAGAACCUUUGUUGAAAGCUUGCGUGAAGAAAUACGUUUCGGAAGAAUCAUCGCGCAAACGGGACAGAGAUGGCGUCAAAGUAAAGAAAGAAGAAGUCGUUACGAUUUCUCACUUUUUGCACGAUAAAGUUCCUCACCUCGGCGACAAGAAUAAUUAUAAAUCGUUGAAAGAUGGUUUAGAUAAAGCGCUAACAAAUAAAAAGCAACCUCUUCAUCCCUUAAGCACGCCACGAGAUGUUCAACGGAGAGUGGAAUUUCCAGAAAUUUUCGUCACGAACGUCACGGCGAUUAUCGAGAUCGAUGACGAAAGUGUUGGAAUAUUAGCUGGCGUGAAGCGUGGUUUGCUCCCGGGCUGUGCGGAUUCAACCGCAGAGGCUAUCGAGGAUUUGAAGCAUACGGAAGAUAUCAUUGACAUGCAAAUUUGCGAGUGUCAAGCUGUUGAGCGCUCUCAGCGAAUGUGCGCUGAGAUCUUCACCGCCUCGACGACAUAUUUUGGCAGAAAGGGUGGAUACAAUGCAGUCGGAGUAGAAAAGAGAUUGGAAGGUUUCCGAACGUGUAAAAAGGAACCGGUUUUUUGCAACCAACCGGAAAUCCGAGUCGCGGCGAAAAUGCGAAAGCAAAUGCACAACAAGGGGCGCGAAAUUUGGUAUCUCGACGUCGAUAUCUACGCACGAAGGCCUGGAACUCUUGCUGACCCCAAACCGUACGCACACAAUUUUUUCCAAGAUUUAGCGUACACUCCACCCCCGGGAUGGAGAAUGCGCCUCAAUGUUCCAGUUCAAGCGUUAGGUUUGGUUGCGAAAGUGAACGAAGUGCGAGACAUGCUUGCGCCGCCUUCACUUUACAACAAUUUCAGAAAAUCGGGUGACCACGAAAGUUAUGUCGUGAGAAGAUUGAGAGUUACACUACCGCAAUUAUCGAAAAACGCUUCGUUAAAAAGAGAAGCGAGCGAAGUAGAAAAUUGCUUCAAAGUCGGACACGGCGCAGCAGGAGCGGUUGGGCUAAUGAAAGCGUUGGAGAUGCAAGAAUAUCCAUCGGUCGAACAACCUACGGGGUUGACGGUGACGAUGCACGACUACCAGAGGCAAACGUUAAAUCGAAUGCUUGAGUUAGAGAGAAUACCGGGUGGAUUUCGCGAUUUGGUGUGGUACGACGUGAGUGAUGUGAUGAAAAAUGCGUCGUUGGACGCUACGGAGGAGAGAUGGAUGUAUUCUCCCGGUUUUGAUCAAAUCGCGAAGAUUGGGUGUAUUCCCAAGACACCGAGAGGUGGCUUUCUAUGCGAAGAGAUGGGAUUAGGAAAAACUAUCGAAGUUCUCGCGUUGAUUUUGGCACAAAAACCUCCACAAGGAUGGAUUGAACACGGUGAAACGCUCGGUAAAGCUGGCGCGGUUGCAGACUGCUCGAACAUGUCGAAUGGAACGAACGUGAAGAAGCCUUAUCGUUCGGGCGCGACGCUCGUUAUUUGCGCCGUUUCGCUCGUCGGUCAAUGGAUCGACGAGGCAAAAUCAAAGCUCGACGAAGAUUCAGGUUUGCGUAUUCUCAUGUAUCAUGGACAACAACGCACGAAGAACCCGAAAAAAAUAGCGGAAGAUUACGACUUGGUUGUUACGACGUACCAAACGCUCGCAGCCGACCGCUCCAGAACGAAUCCUCUCGGUCAGAUUGAGUUUUAUCGCUUGGUCUGCGACGAGUCGCACAUGACGAAAUCUUACAACACCGGGCAGUCCAAAGCGGCUUCGGAAAUAUGCGCAGUUAGACGUUGGGCGUGUACUGGUACCCCAAUAGCUACGAAUAGCGUGGAUCUUUUUGGGCAAUUGGCGAUGCUUGGCGUUUCGCCAUGGGGAACCGAUCUCAAACGAUUUCGGGACGACUUUAACAACAUCAUCUGUACGAACGCGGGUCCGCGUCGCUAUGGGCGCAAUGACAUGACAGAGAAGUCUUCAAGAGAAAUCAAGAACGUGUUGACGGUGAUGAAACCAAUGACGAUUCGUCACACGAAGACGCAAAAACUCGGAAGAAACGCGACCAAGGACUUGCUCUCGUUGCCGCCAAAGACGGUUAUCCACGUGCCCGUAACUCUUUUACCAGAGGAGCAGCAUCUGUACGACGAAUUGCACGCGGACACGAAAGCAACGUGGGAGACGAAGUACAAGGCGAAAGGACACGCUCACGUUGCAAAGCGUACGUUUGGUAUCAUGUCCUUGUUGCUUCCCACGAGAAGAUUGUGCUCCGGCGGCCGCUUGACAACGGCGGAUUUGACCAUCAAAGAAGACGAAGGCGCUGCCGCUGCUGAAGCGAACGGCGACGCCGAAGGCGAAGGCGAUAACUUCGAGCAGCGAGGAGUUAAACGCGUCAAGAAAGAAGAAGAAGAAGAAGAAGCGGCUCCGAUGGUCCCUAAUAACGGUAACGAGGUGGAAUCCAUCGAAGCAGAAUCGAAACUUCGCGUGCUCGUGGCCGAGCUCAAAAAAAUGCGCAAAGACGACCCGACGAACAAAGCUUUGAUCUUCACGCAAUUCGCGCAAACCAUCGAAUGGUUACAAAAGCGAUUACCGGAUGAAGGAUUUGGUUUCCGAACCAUCAGUGGUUCGAUGUCCGCGAAGAAUCGCGAUAAAUCCAUCCAGGCGUUUCAAAAAGACCCGCCGACGACUGUCUUCAUUUUGUCCGUUCGUUCCGGAGCCGUUGGGAUCAACUUGACGGCCGCUUCGCACGUGUUUAUGAUCGAACCGUGCAUGAACCCGGCGCUUGAAAAUCAAGCGAUUGGCCGAGCGUGGAGAAUGGGUCAAACGAGACCGGUGACGGUAAAAAUCUUAACCGUCCAAGAUUCCAUCGAGACAAACAUCGUCAAGUUGGUCCAACAACGCACGACUGGUACAGUUGCCGAGAAAAACGACGGCGAGAACGAUGGACGACCGGAGAUAAUCGAUAUAGAGGAAGAAGAGGAGAACAUGCGUCGCGCACAAAUGAACAAAGGUGAACUCGCCGGCGCGAUUCGCGCGGAUAAGCAAAAGUUGAAGUUGGAGGAAUUUGAUCUUCUCUUUUCGCGAGGCAAUUUGCUUCCAGAGCUUCCACCCGAGGAUGAAGUUCCACACGCGAAACCCGCUCCAGCGGUGGUGGUUAAAGAUGAACCGAUGGAAGACGCGGGGCCUCGAAUUGUUGGAGGAAUGGGGUUCACGCGCAACGAUGGUAAUAAUAACGACAACGACGACAACAAUCUCGAAAACAUCGGGAAAGAUUCUCAAGAGAAGAAGGACAUCGGGUCGGAGGAGAAUAGGCAACCUCUGGCGAAAGUGCAAAAGAGAGCGUCGCUUUCCGAAACCGUGCAAAACGCGGUGGGAAGCAUGUUGGAGAAGUUUAUGUAA
Molecule: messenger RNA, 5604 nt
Organism: Bathycoccus prasinos
Lineage: Eukaryota; Viridiplantae; Chlorophyta; Mamiellophyceae; Mamiellales; Bathycoccaceae
Product: DNA repair protein RAD16
Exons: 1
Coding region: 1-5604 (1867 amino acids)
Molecular function (GO): ATP-dependent chromatin remodeler activity; ATP binding
Source: RefSeq, a predicted model, not a curated record